AUGGGACUGAGCUACCUGGGAACAGGGUUCCUAGGCUCCUGGCCCGUGGCUGAGGAUGAAGGGGCCAUGGGAAAUGGUCCUCAAUACGUUUCCCCUCCCCCUUCACACCGUUUACUGAGACUCUUUGGGAGAUUGACAUCUAACCUAGUUUCCUCCACCUUCUCUGCUGCUGUUGCAGAAUGUGAACGGCUUCCCACACCCCACCAGUCGCCCCAGAAUCUUAAGCGGCCCAGUUUAGAAACAGAGCAGUUCAAGGCUUCCAAGCUGAUCACCAUUGGGAUCAUCCCUGUGUCUAGCCUAAGCUCAAUUGUGGAUCCGCUGGCCCGGGGCCGGGCAUUCCGACACCCAGAUGAAGUGGACAGGCACCACCCCCCACUGCCACCCCUGACCCCCGGUGUGUUAUCUCUCAGCUCCUUCACCAGCGUCCGAUCGGGCUACUCCCACCUCCCCCGUCGAAAGAGAAUGUCUGUGGCCCAGAUGAGCUUUCAUGCUGCAGCUGCUAUCCUCAAGGGCCGAUCUGUGCUGGAGCCCACAGGCCAGAAGCGCCGGGUGAUCAAACGCAGUUUUGCCUACCCCAGUUUCCACGACGAGGAUGUGGUGGAUGGAGCAGACACAUUUGACUCCUCAUUUUUUAGUAAGAUCGACAUGCAGGAGAUGUAUUCGAUGCCCGAUGAUGUCUUUGAGUCACCCCCACUCUCUGCCAGCUACUUUCGAGGGAUCCCACACUCUGCUUCCCCCCAGUCCCCGGAGGGGCUACACAUUCCCCUGAAAGAAUAUACCCAGGCCCCGACUCCAGUCACCAAGCGAGGCCAACGCAUUGCCUCCAAAGUUAAACACUUUGCCUUUGAUCGGAAAAAGCGACACUAUGGGCUGGGGGUAGUAGGCAGCUGGCUGAACCGUAGCUAUCGCCGAAGCAUCAGUAGCACUGUGCAACACCAGCUGGAGAAUUUCAGCAGCCACCGGCCAUACUUUACUUACUGGCUAACCGUUGUGCACAUCCUGAUCACACUUCUGGUGAUUGGCACCUAUGGCAUUGCCCCUAUUGGAUUUGCUCAGCAUGUCACCUCCCAGCUGGUGCUAAGGAAUAAAGGCGUGUAUGAGAGUGUAAAGUACAUCCAGCAAGAGAACUUCUGGAUUGGUCCAAGCUCGAUUGACUUAAUCCACCUGGGAGCCAAGUUCUCCCCAUGCAUCCGGAAGGAUCAGCAGGUCGAGCGGUUGAUCCAGCGUGAAAGAGACCAGGAACGUGACUCAGGCUGUUGUGUCCAGAAUGACAACUCGGGCUGCAUCCAGACUCAGCGGGCAGACUGCUCAGAGACUUUGGCUACUUUCACCAAAUGGCCAGAUGACACUGCUCCCAACGUGGACAACUCUAAACCAAACUCAAUUAGGACAUCAGGGGCUGUUUGCCACCAGGACCCCAGGACCUGUGAGGAGCCAGCCUCCAGUGGUGCCCACGUUUGGCCAGAUGAUAUCACCAAGUGGCCAAUCUGCACAGACCAGGCCAAGAAUAACCUCACUGGCUAUCUUCACAUGGACUGCCAGAUCAAGGGUCGCCCAUGUUGCAUUGGCACCAAGGGCAGCUGUGAGAUCACAACCCGGGAAUACUGUGAGUUCAUGCAUGGCUAUUUCCAUGAAGAAGCAACACUCUGUUCCCAGGUACACUGCUUGGACAAAGUGUGUGGGCUUCUGCCAUUCCUGAACCCUGAGGUCCCCGAUCAGUUCUACAGGCUUUGGUUAUCCCUGUUCCUCCAUGCUGGGUUGGGGCACUGCCUCGUGUCCGUGCUUUUCCAAAUGACCAUCUUGCGGGAUCUGGAAAAAUUGGCAGGCUGGCACCGAAUUGCCAUCAUCUUUAUCCUCAGUGGCAUCACAGGCAACCUAGCCAGCGCCAUCUUCCUUCCGUAUAGAGCAGAGGUGGGCCCUGCGGGCUCCCAGUUUGGCCUCCUCGCCUGCCUCUUUGUCGAGCUCAUCCAGAGUUGGCAGCUCUUGGAAAACCCCUGGAAGGCAUUCCUGAACCUGUCGGGCAUUGUGUUCUUCCUCUUCAUCUGCGGGCUUCUGCCUUGGAUCGACAACAUCGCCCACAUCUUCGGUUUCCUCAGUGGCCUCCUGCUCUCCUUUGCCUUCCUGCCCUACAUCACCUUUGGCACAGGAGACAAGUACCGCAAGCGAGCCAUGAUCCUGGUGUCCCUGGUCAUCUUUGCAGGUCUCUUUGCCUCCCUCGUCAUCUGGCUGUAUGUCUAUCCCAUCAACUGGCCCUGGAUCGAAUACCUCACCUGCUUCCCCUUCACCAGCCGAUUCUGUGAGAAAUAUGAGCUGGACCAGGUGCUACACUGAUGCCCCUCUGCAGUCCUGGGCUUCCAGGCCUGCGAAAGGAUGGGAAGCCGUGAGAUGCCCAUUUGGGUAUCUGGUGCCACCAAAGUUUGGGGCCUUGGAGGAAGAGAGAGAGUUCAUGGUUUCUUCCAGGGGAGCAAAAUGCCACUCUCCUCUCCCUCUGCUUGGAGGCUACGUGAACGUGGCCAUUAAAUCCUGGAGACAGAGGGCACUCACCAGCAACUCCUAGGAGUGGGUUGGGGCAGUAUCCACUCGAUGUGGGCAAGACAGGCUCCUCGGGAUCCCAGUGGCAUUUUGGGAAGUAGAGGCCUCCGUCUUAUACUCUUCAAAUUCUUGAUUUGAGGCCUCUUCAGGGAGACCCUCGCCUACUUCUGGGGAGCUUUGGUCCUCUUGCCUUCCCUGCACCACCAGCAGGAGGCCAGGAAAUCUUUCUACCCAACUCAUACCCAGGAAGCUCCUCUUUAAAAGACCACCCAAGAUGGUCUUAGAUGGCUUUCUUUUCCUCUGGGGCCUCUGGUUGUGCUUAACCAUAGUCUGUCCUGGUGCCUUUUCUUUCCUCAUGACUUUGAAUCCAUUCCUAGACCGAGGAGGUCUUUUCUGUGGAAGGGCUCUCCUGCCAAAGCUGCCUUAGACCACAGAACUCUCCGAAGGGCCAGACUCCCUUUCUGAACCUCCCCAUCCCCAGACUCCCAUAGAAUGAAUGGGAGAUGGUGUUUUACUAUCUUUCCUGCCUUAAUGCCUCACCCCAAGGGGUUCUAAUGAGUUGUCUUGGGGUUGUAAGCCUUUCUUAGUAUACUUAGUAUACUAGGAAAGAUGGUGGAUGCCUAUUACAAAGUGGGAGGAACAGGGACAGGAGGAGAAAUAAAGAAGGGAAAAAUACUACUUAGCUGGGAAUGGGCUGGACCUAGGAGGUGGAAGCCUCCUCUCAUUCUGUCCUUCACCUCUUUCAAGUGACUCAGAUUCUUCAGCAACACUCCCCAGCCCCAAUAGCUUUCCACUUCACAUCAUACCCCAAAGAGGGUAUGGUGACAAGGAUGGAAUCUAACUAGCUUUGGGGAGCUGCUUCAAAUUUGGAGAGUUCCUUUUUUUUUUAACUGGUUCAUGUUGGAAUUAUUAUUUUUAAAACUUAAACCAGUUUAGUGAUAACUAUUAUGGACAGUAUCACUAUUUAAUUAAAUAUUCUUUAUAGAAAA
Gracilinanus agilis (Agile Gracile Mouse Opossum) is the source of this 3521-nucleotide messenger RNA. RefSeq names its product rhomboid 5 homolog 2 (gene RHBDF2). Gene Ontology annotation, molecular function: serine-type endopeptidase activity. Gene Ontology annotation, cellular component: endoplasmic reticulum membrane. The transcript has 16 exons. NCBI's taxonomy places the organism in Eukaryota, Metazoa, Chordata, Mammalia, Didelphimorphia, Didelphidae. Gene Ontology annotation, biological process: regulation of protein secretion; regulation of epidermal growth factor receptor signaling pathway. The record is from RefSeq and is a predicted model, not a curated record. Bases 1 to 2331 code for a protein of 776 amino acids.